CGGGCCGGGCUGGAGCCGCAGCGCCAAGGGCUCGGCCAUGGGCGAUUACCAGCUCUCGGUGGAGGAGCUGAACGAGCUCCUGUCUAACGGGAGCGGCUGCUACAGCCUGCCCAGCGCGCACAGCAACGAGGUGGUGCCGCGCAUCCACGUGGGGAACGCGUUCAUAGCCAAGAACAUAAUGAGGCUGCAGCGUCUGGGGAUAACCCAUGUUCUGAAUGCAGCAGAGGGGAAAUCAUUCAUGCAUGUGAACACUAAUGCAGAGUUCUAUGAAGGCUCAGGCAUCAGAUACCAUGGCAUUAAAGCUAAUGACACACAGGAAUUUAACCUCAGUCGCUACUUUGAGGAGGCAGCUGAUUUUAUUGACAAAGCCCUUUCCCAGAAGGAUGGCCAGGUGCUGGUGCACUGCCGGGAGGGCUACAGCCGCUCGCCCACGCUGGUCAUCGCCUACCUGAUGCUGCGGCGGGGCAUGGACGUGCGCGCCGCGCUCUGCGCCGUGCGCCAGCAGCGCGAGAUCGGCCCCAACGACGGCUUCCUCGGGCAGCUCUGCCAGCUCAACGAGCGCCUGCUGAAGGAGGGCAAGCUCAAAGCCUAGAGCACGGCGCCGCAGUGGUGUUGUUUUAGGUUUCUCAGAGCUUUAGAGGAUGGGUGAGGCGCUUUAGAGAUGUGAAUUUCCACCACCGGGCUAAAGCGAGAAUUCCUGCUUGUCUAGUGAAAGUGUCCGUCUGGAACUCUGUGAUGUUUUCAGGAUGGGACAAAAUUGUGUCACUGUUUGGAGCUGUUGCCAUCAAGGGAUGUUUGUAACUCCAGUGAUAACAGCUGUCUUCACCCACAUUUCAGAGCCCCUGCAGAAUCCAUAGCACAUGUGGUUUGCACUGACGUUGAAUGUGUUUUGUUUAAGCUUUGUCUUUAGUCUCACCAUGUUAGUGUUCAGGAACACAGAAUCACAGAAGGAUUGUAUGCAGGUGCUUUUAUUGGAGAGCUCUGGGUGUCAGGGGUACAGACCCAACCAUGAGUUCAGGAUGAGCACAUUUUUAUACCCUUAUCAUUAUAUAACUAUAUAUUAAUUAUUAAACUUACGUUGUUCUGUUGUAUACAUUGAUUUCAUCCAAGCAUGGAUUCUUUUAAUUUCCAUCAAACCCCCCAAACAUCAUUUCUCAUGAUUCUUGCUACAAUUAAACAAUAAUUAUAUCCAAUUACCAAACAAUCAUCACAUUUAACAAUCAUAUAAUUAAUCAUGUAACGAUCAUAUAAUUUAUCAUAGUCAUUAAAUACAGGUGGAGUUUCAUGUGAUCCAUUAAAGCCUAACAUUUUCCCAGGGCCUACCAGGCCCAACCUUUCUUUCCAACUCCCCUGAAUAUCCCAGGAUUUUAGAAACAUUUAAUCCCUACACUAUCAACCAGAGCACCAGCUCCCAAAAGCCCCAACACAUCCCUUCACUCACUCUUAAUAGGAGCACUUUAAUUUCUAAAGCUUCUUUUUCAUGCACACAGGUGCCUAAAGUUUGAAUGUAGGAGCUUCAAGGAGUGGGAAGCACAUGUACAAAUGCACAGAUGCAUUCACUUGGAAAAUGAAGUGCAUGCAGUGUUUUGUGUGGAUUUAUGCAAUACACAGUGUGAGAGUAAAGCCAUUCAGAGCCCAUGCUUGAUGCACACUGUGUUUCCAAGAAUAGUUUUUUAUCUCUUCUGUUACAAUGGACAUGAAAUAGUCUGUUAUUAAAUGCUCUUUUAUUUUUAUUUCAAAAUCAUACUAGGAAAAAAUGUCAAGAGCAAAUGAUGAGGGAAGAACUUGAACAAGGAAGAAAUAAUAUUAGUAUUUAGAAGUGCUUGUGGUGGAUGUAUAAUUAAGUUCUAAGUAUCCUACUAUAAUGCCUUUCAAAGCUUGUAUGGAAUUGCAGUGUCUUUAUCUCUUCUUCACUGUCACUGUUCAGUCACAGAUGGAAUGACCACACGUGCAGAUUCCUUCCAGCACAGGUGUGCUUGCAUAGCGGUUUGCAGAAGAACACUCUUGAUUUUUGGAUUGCUUGCAUGGUAUCACGAAAUAAAAAUGAGCAUUGUAAUGUACCACCCUGUAUGGGAAAUAUUUACAUUCUGUUCAAAUAAAUGAUGGCUGGAUUCUGUUUACUACA
This is a messenger RNA of Motacilla alba alba, 2125 nucleotides long. RefSeq names its product dual specificity phosphatase 3 (gene DUSP3). Gene Ontology annotation, molecular function: protein tyrosine/serine/threonine phosphatase activity; MAP kinase phosphatase activity. The transcript is spliced from 3 exons. Bases 38 to 592 code for a protein of 184 amino acids. Gene Ontology annotation, cellular component: cytoplasm. NCBI's taxonomy places the organism in Eukaryota, Metazoa, Chordata, Aves, Passeriformes, Motacillidae. Gene Ontology annotation, biological process: protein dephosphorylation; negative regulation of MAPK cascade. The record is from RefSeq and is a predicted model, not a curated record.